AAAUGCCAGGAUGAUUCCGCCCGGUAAUCGCCGCGGCGAUCCCGCGAAUCUUGGCUUCAAGUCAAGCAAUUCAACUGCCCAUUUAUUUCUAGGAGGCGUGCAACGAUCCUGGAUGCGUGGUGGUGCAGCAGCAGCUGCUGCUGCUACUGCUCCUCAAUCUCCCCACCUCUCUUCCACCACCUCGACAUCCCCUUCCAGUGCGUCUACGACCGAUUCAGCUGCUAGUACAGCGAGUGCUGCGACAAAGGGUACGGCUUCUACGGCAACGUCGGCUGCUUCGGGGCCCCCAGUUGGGAGUCCACGGCAGACGCGUGGGCGGGAAACGCCUCCUCGUGAGCCGCCCGUCGGCCUCACUACUACUACGGCCACCUCCACCUUCACCUCCACCGCCGCCUCAUCUUCGCCCUCUUCCUCCACCAUCACUUCCUCCGCCGCCGCCGCGAACCCUUCCCCUCUUCCUCCCCUCGGUCCGAUGGCUCAACCUGACCCUCUUCAGGCCAUCUCGGGGUCAGACGGGAGGAAUGAGAAGGAAGCUCAGCCGAGUCGCGGUGCCCCGAUUCUACCCCCGCUUCGCAGCAUCACCACCGCCAUCUCCUCUUCGACUCCAUUAAACUCAGCGACGCCGACCCCCGUGACUGCUAUCCCCCCGCGGACUUUUCAGCCCAACGCGCUUCCGUCCCCCGAUCCCACCCUUCCCCGUUCGCAUGCCAGCCCGGUCAGUGCCAUUGAUCGCCAUGGAGGAACGAUUGGACCGGUUGGACUUGGUUCCUCCCUAGCAGCUCUGCCUUCCCCUCCGACGAGAGAUACCCCGCCAGUGUCUAUAAUCAAUCGGCCACAGGAACCACUGUCCGGCGGAUUACCGACACCUGCAACAGUAGCCAAUACCGUCAUCCUGCCGGAACCAGUCCAAGGGGGCACCGUCACGCCCAGAGAUCAAUCGCAAACAGCUGGCAAUGCCGAAUCGCGACCACAACUGCCUGGACCUGGCGAUCCUUCGGCGCGUCCUCAAACGGGCUCCUGGAUAGGCAUACCAGCAUCGCACUUGUCUCAGGAUUUCCAGCAACCGCCUGUCAUACGACCGGUUCCUAUGUUGCCUAUAGACCGGACGCUGUGCAAACAGUGGCUGGAGAAGCUGGAAACUUUUGCGGCUGAAGCGACUCGCAACAAGAUAAUCUCUGAGGUCAUUGAGUCGCCGCGCGUUCGCCUGCUGCAGAGCGCCCUCCUGGACAAUGACCCCGUCUACCUGGCUCUGCACCAGAUGUAUUGCAUGGCAUCCUACUCUCCCUCAGAACUGCGCACAUUGCCAGGCUUCGGUCCGGAGCAGGAGAGAGGAUUUGCCGUGGUCAAGCAGCUUCUGGUGGAUAACCGCCGACUUUCCGGAGAUUUUCUGCUGUUCUGUGUGAAUUUCCCGGAACCAAUGCAACGAUUGCUAGCCCUUCCCUGGUGGCGGGAUGCUUUAACGCAGGUCAUGAAUUCCUUGGUCCUCCUCUCUCAAAGAUGGGACACUUUUGAGCAGAUUACGCGCAGGCGUGGUCUGCCGCCAUUAAUCGAGGAAAUCAUAAUGACUUUCGACAUCCGAUCACAUGUCACGCAGUACAACAUCUUCCUGGCACUGUAUCGUCGACUUCCUCUGCAGAACGGAGAGCACAAGCUCUUUGACAUCUUCAAUCGAGACGCCAAAUACACAGACGAGCGUUUGGACUCUCCCAAGCCAGUGUCGGCAUUGCGCGCCAAAAAGGAGAGAGACAUCAUUCUCUCCAUGUAUCACAAAGAACUCACAUCCACUCCCCAGGCAACCACUGCAAAUCAGCCUCACAUUCACUCGCAACCGGUGGGGUCCCCCCGAGGCGCACCCCCUCACCUCCCUCAGCAUCCAACAUCAGCUGUGCCCGGAUAUGAGCCAAGGAGGAGCUCUCACGUUCCGAUGCCUGGAAACGGACCCGUUCCUGCUCCAAUGGCAUAUCCCUCGCAGACAUACAACCCGCAUUCGCCUCGCAUGGUUCAGAUGCCUCACCACCAUCAACUAUAUCACCACCAUAAUCCUCCUUCGAUGAGUUACUCGCCACAAGUGGUGCCUUCGCAAGCGCAAACCAUUCACCCGAGCCCCGUAAAUACUCGUCCGCAAGGCCCAGUUCCCCCACAAACAAUGUUACUUCCCUCGCAAGUAGCGUCGCCACACCCUGCCGGCGCCAGCGUACCAACAGUAGUAGUCCCCUCAACAGCGGCUACUCCUGGUCCGUCCCCUCUUUCGCAUGCCCCUGCUUCCGCUCCUACUCUCGCCUCGCCUCCUACUCCAGCUUCGGCCUCGGCUUCGGCUCCGGCUCCGGCCCCUACACAACGACGACGUGGCCGCCCCUCACGCUCCGCGCAGGCGAACAACCAGACCCCGACGCAGUACAGGCUGAUGCCGCAGGCAAGCAUGCCAAAUCAGGGGGCCCCUCUUCCCUCUCCUUCGUCAAUGGUCACUCCGCUUUUGCCUCCGCCAGGUCCACUUCCGCCGUCAAACCCACGACCUCAUUCGCUGCGGGACGGACUGCAUCAGGCCCAUCUGCGUGGUCCUGUCAAUCGACUUGUCACUCACACUCCUGCCGGCCCGCAAGAGACCCCGCUCUAUCAAUACUUUGACUCCUUCGCCGCCAACCCAACUCUGCUGGGCCAGGGCCAGUGGGAUUGCCGCUUCGACUGGACGUUCAAUCUGACCAAGUCGGACGUUGAGCGACUUGCGAAGAUCGAUCAAAUUGGUGGUAAGAUGCAAGCUACCCGUUUCAUGACAAACGGCCAGCGAAUUUAUCGCCUGCGCUGUAUUCGAAUCAAUCCGUCAGCAAAGACUAUAGACGACCACAUCUGGUGCACUACCGAGACAUGCUGGCCCAGCGUGGUUUACAUCUUCGUCAACGAGGUGGAACUUUUCGCCCGGCGUCGGCAGCACAAUGGCAAAGAUAUACCCCUCGAAAUCACGGAGCAACUACGUGAGGGUCCCAAUACGGUCUCCAUGCACUUCCUUCGCAGCCCGGCCGAGAUGAGGGAUCAUCUAUAUUCUGCGGCCGUCGAGAUUCUCAAUAUCUCUGACCUGGUGUCGGCCUUGGAUGCGGCGCAGAUCCUUCCUGCAUCGGAAUCUCUGCAGCAAAUUCAAAAGCGGCUCACACCCAAUCCCGAUGAUGAAGUCAGCAUUGUGAGUGAAGACUUGGUCAUUGAUCUCGUCGACCCCUUCACUGCCCGCGUCUUCAACCGGCCUGUCCGCGGUCGCUUGUGCACUCAUCAAGAAUGCUUCGAUCAUGAGACCUACAUCACCACCCGUGCUUUGAAGUCAGGGCGACGUACCCUCCGAGAGGACUGGAAAUGCCCUAUCUGCAAACAAGACGCGCGCCCUCAGAUGCUCUUGGUUGAUGGGUUUCUCUUCAACAUUCGCGAAGAACUGUCUCAUACGGACCGGUUAGAGAACGCACGCUCGAUCCGCGUCAAAAGGGACGGAUCAUGGACAGUGAAGUCAGACACUGGUUCAUCCACAGAUCGGACCUCCGCGAGUGCCGCUGCUCCAACGUCUGUGCCCCCGAAGCGUAAAUCCAGUGAUUCAGCGGCGUCUAUGUCUCCUGCGUCGCAAAGGCCCAAAUGCGAGCGCACAACAUCCGACACUCUCAUCCGAUUUUCCGAACCAAAGGUGAUCGCAUUGGAUUAACGUGCGCCUGCAUGCUUGUCUUUGUGAUUCUAUGGAGGAAAACAAAAUUGCCUUUUUCUUCGUUCCAAAUUGAUACCAGCAUCAUUCCUUUCUUCCUACUUUUCUUUUUUCUUCUUUUUUCUUCUCAUGGUUCUUUGCCAUUUCCUUAACCAACUGCUGUUGAUUUUUCUUUCUCCACGACGCUACUUCCUAGCGUUGAGUCUUGUAUGAGAUACCCAAUUUUUUUCUUUUGCACGAUUUGUCCUAGAUAGUUGCCGGUCUUCGUCUUCAAAACCUCUUUGCUUGACUUUUCUGAUUUCUUUCAACAAGUUGUCAUGCCAUGGGAGGUUUGAUCUAGGGCGUUUGUUUGUACCUAGAGGCGGGGACCCGGUGUCUUGUUUUUAACUUCCCUUCUUCUUGUGCAUACUACUUUUUCAAAAGCAAUUCGGAAACCGAUGCUGGUUGUCG
This is a messenger RNA of Aspergillus neoniger CBS 115656, 4123 nucleotides long. RefSeq names its product MIZ zinc finger domain protein. NCBI's taxonomy places the organism in Eukaryota, Fungi, Ascomycota, Eurotiomycetes, Eurotiales, Aspergillaceae. Gene Ontology annotation, molecular function: SUMO ligase activity; zinc ion binding. The coding region runs from base 113 to 3676 and encodes 1187 amino acids. The transcript has a single exon. The record is from RefSeq and is a predicted model, not a curated record. Gene Ontology annotation, biological process: protein sumoylation.